Molecule: messenger RNA, 9119 nt
Organism: Phalacrocorax carbo (great cormorant)
Lineage: Eukaryota; Metazoa; Chordata; Aves; Suliformes; Phalacrocoracidae
Source: RefSeq, a predicted model, not a curated record
CGGCAGGUGGCUGCUCGGGAGCAGGAAGCCGCCACCGCCGUCGCGCCAAUCCCCCUCGUGUGCCGCCGUCGGGGGCAGCCGCGCCCGCCUCAGCGACCCCCGCGACUUCUUUUGCCUUGUUUCCCCUUUUUUUUUUUUUCCCUCUCCCCCCCUCCCCUCAACUCCGCUUGCACUUGGAAGGAUAGCGGCGGCUGCCGCCCUUGGGGCUCCUCUCGGCAGCCGGGCAGCCCCGGGCGAGCCUCCCUCCGUCCCUCCCCUCCCGCCGCGGCCCCGGCCGCGAUGAGCGCCGCCGCCCCGGCUCCGGAGCCCGACCCGCAGGAGGGGGGCCCCGGGCAUGGCCCCGGGCCGGCCCGGGAGGGCAGCCCGCAGGAGGAGUUUGACUUCUCCAUCCUCUUCGACUACGACUACCUGAAGCCGAUCGAAGAAGAACCGACUCCACAUAAAACCAACAGCCCACCCUCUGGAGUUACAUACGCUCAUGAUGUCUUGGACUGUGGCCUCAAGCCAUGCCCCCUGCCUUUUUCUAGCCUUUCUGCAGAUCCCAUGGGCAGAUAUGGACAGCCAGAUAGCAUAGGGACAACACCUACACACCCUGCCAACGCUGCAGGGGCCUCUGCUCCGAGCCCUAGGAUUGAAAUUACUCCAUAUCAUGAACUGAUUCAUUCAGGGGGUCCCUUCCGCAGCAGAGAAACAGAUGUUCUUUUGGUAGAACAUCAGUCAAACUCAGCUACCACUAGCCCAAGGGUUACCCUGCCUGUCCCUGGCUUUGAGGGCUACAGAGAACCACUGUGUUUGAGCCCAGCUAGUAGCGGCUCCUCUGCAAGUUUCAUUUCAGAGACAAAUGUAUCUCCUUGCACAUCACCAUGUGUUUCACCAAAUAAUGGUCCUAGUGAUGACCUUUGUCCACAGUUUCAAAACAUCCAUACUCAUUAUUCUCCUAGAACCUCUCCAAUAAUGUCACCACGAACAAGCAUCACGGAGGAAACCUGCUUGGGACGACAUUCACCAUCACCCUGUCCCAACUCAAGGUCUUCAUCACCAGGUGCAAAACGGAGGUACUCUUGCACUGAGCUCUACAGUACUCAGCUGCCUUCCACUUCUCCACGACAGUCAAGGACCCCCUCUCCACAAUCCUCUCCUCGCAUCCCCUUCAGAGAAGACAACUCUUCAGUUACUUACACGCAGUUGCCCAGCGCUUCUCUUUCCAUGGAUGCUAUGAACAGCCUUACUACGGAUCCUUCCUGUGGCGUUCCCACGAAAAUUUGGAAAACCAGCCCUGAUCCUUCAUCAAUGCCUUCCCACAAAAACAGCAUUCCAUGUCACGUCUUUCAGACUGUUGACUUCCACGGGCCUUGCGAGCAGGAGGACCGGAGAAACUCAGCCCCAGAAUCAAUUUUGUUGGUGCCUCCAUCCUGGACAAAGCAGCUGGUGCCUGCAAUACCUAUCUGCAGUUUGCCCGUCCAGUCGCUCCCACCCCUGGAGUGGCCGCUCUCCAGCCAGUCCGGCUCCUACGAGCUGCGGAUCGAGGUCCAGCCGAAGCCCCACCACCGGGCGCACUACGAGACGGAGGGAAGCCGAGGGGCCGUCAAGGCGCCGACCGGAGGCCACCCCGUCGUGCAGCUUCACGGUUACAUGGAGAACAAACCCUUGGGUCUUCAGAUCUUCAUCGGGACAGCAGAUGAACGGAUACUUAAACCUCACGCUUUCUAUCAAGUCCAUCGCAUUACGGGAAAAACUGUCACCACCACCAGCUAUGAAAAAAUCAUUGGCAACACCAAAGUUUUAGAGAUCCCACUGGAACCCAAAAACAACAUGAAAGCAACCAUUGACUGCGCGGGGAUUUUGAAGCUGAGGAAUGCAGACAUCGAGCUGCGCAAGGGAGAGACAGACAUCGGCAGGAAGAACACCCGUGUCCGGCUCGUCUUCCGCGUGCACAUCCCCGAGUCCAACGGCAGGAUCAUUUCUCUGCAAGCAGCAUCGAACCCCAUCGAAUGCUCCCAAAGGUCUGCUCACGAACUUCCAAUGGUUGAAAGACAAGAUAUUGAUAGCUGCCUCGUUUAUGGAGGACAACAGAUGAUCCUGACCGGACAGAAUUUCACAGCAGAGUCCAAGGUGGUGUUCACAGAGAAAACGUCAGAUGGGCAGCAGAUCUGGGAAAUGGAGGCAACAGUGGACAAAGACAAGAGCCAGCCUAGCAUGCUUUUUGUAGAAGUACCAGAGUACCGUAACAAGCACAUUCGCACAGCUGUGAAGGUGAAUUUUUACGUCAUCAAUGGAAAAAGAAAAAGAAGCCAACCCCAGCAUUUUACCUACCACCCAGUACCAUCAAUCAAAACAGAGCCCAUUGAUGACUAUGAUCCAGCCUUAAUCUGCAAUACAGUACACAGUGGUCUGGGAACAGUAACACAGCCUUACUAUUCACAGCAUACAAUGGUCACCGAGUCCCCUUCCUGUCUUGUGGCCACUAUGGCUCCUUGCCAGCAGUUGCGCUCAGGCCUUUCUUCUCCCGAUUCUCGAUACCAUCAGCAGAAUCCGGCCGCCGUAAUAUACCAAAGAAGCAAGAGCCUUAGCCCAAGCCAAGUGGGCUUCCAGCAAUCCAGUCUGAUGGCUACUCCGGGUGCUAUUUCAGAUGCCCAUAGGUCAGUGCUGGUGCACGCUGGUUCUCCAGGCCAAACUUCAGCCGUGCUCCACCACUCCCCAGGCAACCAGCAGUCUUCUCCAGUGAUUCACUAUUCUCCAACCAACCAGCAGCUGAGGUGCGGAAGUCACCAAGAAUUUCAGCACAUCAUGUGCUGUGAAAAUUUUACGUCCAAUGUUGCAAGAUCCAGCCAGCCCCAGGUCAGUCAAGCACAAAGGUUAAGUCCGAGUUCAUACCCUACCGUGAUCCAGCAGCAGGCAGCCUCAGGCCAGCGAGCAGCAAAAAAUGGACCACCGGUUAGCGACCAGAAAGAAGUGUUACCGGCUGGAGUCACUAUCAAACAGGAACAGAACCUGGACCAAGCGUAUCUGGAUGACGUUAAUGAAAUUAUCAGGAAGGAAUUUUCUGGACUCCCUGCCAGAAAUCAGACAUAGAAGAAGAGAUUUGUGAGACAACUUUUACCGAAUCCUUCCAUAACUGACCUCUUAGAUCCUUCCAGUGCCCCUGCAACCUCCUGCUUCCUUAACUGUUCAUCUCAAGGCACCAAUUCAAUGCAAGGAACAAUGUAUUGGCAUCAAGCUGACAGCCUUGACUAAGCAACUCGCCACCUCUCUCUGUAAACAUCGAGAAGGACACCCUUCCUUUCGUCUAGCGAUCGUAUUGUUCUUGUAUAACAGAGCGUCUGUCUGAGGAAACUCUUCCAGCCUGCUGCAAAAUAUCUAUCUGUGUAUCGAUCUAUCUUAAUAAUGAGGGAGAAGUGAGAUGUCACGCCUGAACACCGCACAAAGCAAGGGAGGUUAUGUACUAGUGCUUAGUUGGGUGGGGUGGGAAACGGGGGAAGAGAGAGUAAUAUAUUCCGUAAGAGAAUAGCGACAUUUUGCGGGUCACUAACAAUGACUUGUCCUCCAGGUCUCAAAGCCCUUUCGAGAAAUUUUGUUGUUGUAGGAAACUGAGGCAAACCCGAGCUUGCUCGGCCUUUAUCCGACCUGGGAUCAGAAGCCCUUUUUUCCUGACUCUGAGCGCUGUGAUCAGUAUUUCAAAGAGUAGAUGUCAGCUGAAGCCAGGAGUUCUCUUCUUUUUUCGUGUCAGACCGGAUAGGAAUUUAAAGGAGAAGGAUGCUCACAGAGAACCAGUGAAAAGAGCAAUUCAGCAGUUGGGCCACCUAUCCCAAGGUAAAAUCAACCCAGAUAAAACAGAGAGUAAUAUAUAGGAGUCACAGUAAACCCAAAGAUUUUAUGAUUGAUCCUUACUAGUAUUUAGGCAGUGUAUGAACACAUCUUAGGUAUUUUCUCUGUAAGAAAUUGUUGCUGUUUCUUUUCGUAUAGAUCCUGCUGUCAGCUCGUAACUUGUCUCGUUUAGCAGCUGUAACGUUUAACCACACAAGCUGCAGAGGGAAAUAAUUGCACCUUACAGAAGCCAUAUGUUCCAGAAGAAGUAUACACGCACUUAUAAUCACCUUGUCUCUUUAGCUUUGCAAAGCUACCAGCAAUUUCUGGAAAGGUUAGAUUUCCGUGUGAGUUAGUAUGUUUGUUAUGUUUUGCUUCAUGUGUUGGCACGUCCCGCACCGACACAGGCUUACCACGCUAAGCGAUAACCGCUGCCACCUGCAGUUGUACAGCGAGCCGGUUUGUAACGCUCUGGAGUGUCAUUGCUAGCACACAUAAAAAGACGUCGCGAGUCAAUGUACAGUAAAAGAUAGCCAUAGUAUUGUAGGAAGUACAUACUAAUCUUUUCUGGUUUUGUAAAUGAGGAACGCUGAUAUUUUUAGGCGUGCAGGGCGUGAGCGCUGGUCUAGAAACCACAGUGGGUCUGUCCCGGUCGCCGUUGUUUCGCAGCAGACGGUGCCGAAAAGCGCCGUGUCCACGUGCUGGCAGCAGGGAUCGGGUUAUACGACCACAGCAGAGCAGCGGCACAGUCGGGUCCCCCACGGUGUGAGCAAGCUCGUGCACAAACCCCGCGGCAGCCCUCUUCUCAGGAGCAUUGAGAAGAAUAUAUUUUCCUGCCAAUAAAAGCUGGCACUUAAACUCUGCGAGGGCUUCGGUUUUAGAGUUAGAGACAGAAGCAUUAGACUUUUUCCAGAACACCUGACCUAGGACUCACCUUUAAUCUUGGCUCUUAAACCAAAAUCUGACUUUGACAGGAGCAGCUCUGAGCCCUGGAUCCAACCAAGCCUAGGUCCAGAACCAGAGCAGAGCCCUUCCCGACUGCAAAGCCCAGCCUGGCGUUAACAGCGCAGCCUGGGGCGGUCGCUCCCCCCCAGUGACGUACGGCUGACCGGUGCCGGCGGGGAGCCCACGGUGGGACAUUCAACUCUCUGUCACAAAGCGUGUGUCCCCGUCCCCCCCGCCGUGUCCCGUUUCAGCGACAGCGGAAAGUGGCUGGCUCAGGACGCCUCGCGCUGCGGCGCCUGCCGUGAGCGCUGCGCGUUGCAGCAGCACGAAGGGCGCGAGAGCCAGCCCCGCCGCGAGACCUGCAGAGGCGAAAAUGGCCCGGUUUUUAUUGCUGACUUUUACAGAACCAAAGCUGAGGCUUGGACUGGCUGAAAAACCGUCUGCGCAGGGGAAUUAUUGGUCAUUAACCAGCACCUGUACAGUACUUCACCUGGCUCAGAUGCCUCAAAUAAGCUAUUUUGGAUUGUUUUAAAACUCCCAGUUUGCCAGAAUCUGAGCUAUAGUAUGGCUUAUUUUUAAUGCAGCCUGACGUUUUGGGCAAUUUUGAAAAAUUCCUCAGGCCAAAAGUUGCCUGUCAGAAAGUCUUUGCUGCAGCUGAGUAAAAGAACAGACCGACCGUGUCUCCCAGUUUCACAGAAUUCACCCUUGGAAGUACUAAAAAUGACCAUCUAUUUUCCUGGAUCCUACUUUUAAGGUGUAGGGGAAAUUUAAAAAAAAAAAAACAAAAAAAACCAACCAACAACUUAGUCACAGAAAACCAAAAUCCCCCCAUAACUGACAGAAAUGGUUCUGUUGCUGGAUUUUAACUGGGAUAGCAAAGAACAUGACCUCUUUCUCAAAUCUGUAGGUGCACUGACGUAGGCUAAAAAUAGUGCUGCCUCUCUGGGCCCUCUCCGUAGCCGGUGCUCGUCAAGAGGCCGAGCGGCCGGUCCCGCAGCCGGACACCCGCGCCCCGACGCCACGGGCCCCCCCCGCCCCCCCAGCAGCGCCGCUGCGGGGUGCCUGCGCCUCGGGCGGGCUGAGCUUUUAACGGGGGUUUGGUGGGUUUUUUGGUCACUGUCCCCGCAUAUCAGUUAAGCAUCUUUUGCCCCUUUUCAGUCUAGUGCAUAAAUGUAUAAAGCGCCCAAGAAACCCGUGGCCUCCUGGCAAAGGCUUGUCCCCCUUCCGAGGGACCCAGGCAGGGCAACCCCUGCGCCCUGCAGGGCUCCUCUGCCGCCGCGUUGCAGGAAGCACCCAUGAAACGCGCUCUUUAACCGAAGGAUAAGAUUUCCAGUGCUCUUAGGUGGGCUGUUGGGACAGAGGCUUUUUUUUGGUUUGUUUUAAAAAAAAAAAUGUUACAAGUGCUUUACUUGUGCUUGCACGAGCUGCAGGGCUUCCUCAUUUUUUAAUGCAUAGCUAUUAAUCUGUAUGUGUGUUUGUGUAGGUGCAUAUACAUGUAUAUUUAUACAAUAUAACCGUAUAUAUGGUUAUAUUCUAUACAUAUGAGUCUAUAUGAACACACACCUGUACAACCUUGGGUCGCGCUCCUGUAACCGGCUCCAGUCAGCCAGACGGUCGCAGGCACACGAAGCCGGCUACUGGAUCGAGGGGUCAUAAGAUGUAUAUAAUAUAGACUACAUUUUAGUGGUUUUAUUUACAGCUACAUGAGGCCAGGCUGGGCUACCCUAUCUGCUUUUACACGCAACUGUUUUAGUUAAAUAAUACAGCUUUAACCAACAUUAUAUUUAUUUCCGGAGAAAAAGGAGUAGCCUCAGACACAGCUUUAUGCAUUGGUGUUGCUUUUUAAAGGGAAACCCAGUAUGUUACAAUUACAUAGCUAGGCUGAAGAACUUCAAAAUACACAGUGCUAAAUUAUUUCCUGUUCUUGCUGGGCGGUGUUUCUCCAGUGUUACUAUUUUGCUACUUAAUACAGCUUGCUCCCUUUCUGUAGAAGCAUUAGCUUAACCUUGGAAGAGUUAAUACCAUUUCUGUGAGCAAUUUGUUCUCACGUUAUCUGGAAGAUAGCCAUAUUUGCACAUGAGGAAAGGCUGUCUUUCCUCAGUUAUCUGAAUGUUUCACCACAGUGCCUUCCUGCCAUUGUACCAAAGGCUUCCAAAGAGAGUGUCUGCAGGGUGACCAACGCGAAUGCGGUUUCCAUCAAAGUCAGGCCAUGCGAAGUACGUGGGGCUCGGUGGAACUCAAAGUUCAUCUCUCGUUUUUGUGUGUGUGCGCGUGCAUUUUUGUUUUGGUUUGGUUUUACUUCCAUUUUUCCAUCCAAGCUUUGGCUGCAAGUACAGGAUGAGCUUCUAUAAACUUCUGCAUCAAAUAUAUGAAUACGUAGAAUAAAACCAUCAUUCAUGAUAUGUAAACAUUCUGAGAGUGGAAUGGGAGUGGACAGAUAUCAGGAAGAUCUUUUUCUUGUCAGUUACGAAUGUUGGAGGUACGGUUUGCCAGGAGAGUGAUCAUGAAGAUACUUGCAAUGAAGUAUGAAGUCCCGAUUUUGUUUUUCUCCAUGAGAAUGAGCAAAAUGUAACACCUGAACAACAGCGAUGGAAUGAAAGAGUCUAAUGUAUGUGUUUUUAUUGGUAGAAAGAAUGUAGAAGAGCCGUGGUUUUUGCACUUGCUUUAUUUGUAUCCAUGUAAAUAUGUAUCACUUCCAUUCUUCUUGUAGGAAUACAACAUUUUCUGAAUGUAGAAUAUUUCCAAGACCAGCACUAUGUUAUUCUCUAUUGUAUAAAAUGCUGCUGCUUAAUAACGUAUCUAAAACAGUUCUCAAAUUAGCUAGCAUGUUUUUUUAAAGUAUAUUUUGUAAUCCAUAUCUUUACAAAAAAGUGUCUAUGCUUUUUGUCUGACCAAAUAUGCAACGCCUUUUGGAUUAAGGAUAGUAUUUAUAACGGAUCGGUUUUCAUUUUCUAAGUGUAUUAAUUUUCUAUGCAAUUGUUGUUGAAUUGUUAUUGUCCUAAAAAAAGAUGCAUUUGAUAGAUUUUCCAAAGACUUCAAAGACAGCUUUAAACACUUCAGAAAUAUGUUUCUAAAUAUUUCAAUCUGACUUUUCCCCCUGCAUUUCUUUCCAAAUUGCUACUUAAUAGGGAACAAAUAUCUGCCAGAUGGGAUUCAAGAAAAUGACUGUCUUAAUUUCCAAUCUUAAAUUGAUUCAGAUCUUCAUCAAUUUUGCACCACUUGCAAUCAUCUGAUGUUCCAGUUUAGCUGCGAUUCUGAGUGUUUGUUAUUUAUGUAGGUAUUCCUGUGCACUAGGAAGAGACCCCCGAUGGUGGGUUUAGAAUGGGUGAAUUGCAAAUUCUCCAGAAACCAACCGUUUCCCUCAUCGUUUACGCUGCAGUGAUUUCUUGCCUGUAAAUGUAAGGCAUCUAGCUGCCCUCACACGUGGGAAGUUAUAAUUCUUUACCAUCUCGGUUCAGAAUGAAUAAUCCACCUCUUUGUACGUUUGAUGUAAGAUUGACGUCUGUCUUUUUUAAUGCCUGCCACUUUAUAACUGCAGCGGGUGGCAGCUGAUAGCAAUUUGUUUAGCUGCCAGCCAGUAUCUAAUCUGCCGUGGUCUGUUUAAGAUUUGUUUAGCCAUUUUCAUUGCUCCAGCUCUACAAAAAACCAGAAAUUGGUACCUGACCAACAUCGCAAUAAAUUUCAAAUGAAGGUGCUGGUACUGUAAAAGAUCGUAUGGCCGGCAAACGAGCGGUUAUCUGGGGAAAAGUUAGUGUGUUGAGGUUCUUUUCAAUAACUCUUAUACAAUAGCAAAAAUGGGUAGGAAGUUCUGGAAUGGCUGAGUCACAAAAAUGCAUAAUGGUUUAUGUGUCCGUAAUCGCCCAGCAAUCCACAGAUGUCUUGUUGGAAUAAUCAGUUACUCCAGGAUUAACGGGCCAGCGUUUUCCUGAUGCUGGUGAGUACCUUACUACACCAGUAGUGUGGUGAGACCUGGGAGCGGAGCAUCCAGCUACAGCUCAGUCUUAACAACGGUGGCCUAACUGGGACUUGCCUGUUUGUGCGCGUGAGUGUGUGCGAGCGUGUGUAAUUAGGAAGUGGUCCCCUCCCCGCGGCCCAGGCCUCCUCGCUGAAGGCCUGCGGCGUGCGUCCGGGUAAACCCGUCUGUUAGCAGAUGCGCGAGUGAGCAAUUGUCACCCAAAUAAUCCUAACGUCGGUUCAAACCGUUUGUUCAAAAGCCUAACUUCUAAGAAUUUGAAAGGGGUUUAUAUCGUUCACAUCCUUACAACAACAUUGUUAACCUCCAAUGUAAUGAUUUUUUUGCAGUCUGUAAAAUAUUUUUAUAUAUUGCCUGUACUUUGGUAUUUUAGCAAUAAAUGAAAGGAUAUCAUCUG